Molecule: messenger RNA, 2494 nt
Organism: Cinara cedri
Lineage: Eukaryota; Metazoa; Arthropoda; Insecta; Hemiptera; Aphididae
Source: the annotation of a GenBank genome assembly
AUGUUAUUAGCAACAUCUGAAUGGGUUCCAUAUAGAACUGAAAAUUAUUUCAGGUAUAAAUGACAUUUCAAUUUUAUUGUAGUUACUAGUAGUUAUACAAGUAUCUUUGGAUUGAAUAUCUUAAUUAUAUAAUUAUAAUUAUAUUAUUAUUAUUAUCAUUAUAUUGUUAUUAGGUAUGUACAAUUUUACCAAAGUUCUCUAAUUAAUUGGGAAUCAAAUAUUGAUGCAAAUACUGGUUUUUUGGUAAAAGUAUUGACUGUAAUAAAUAAAUUAUCAAUUGAACAUAAAUACUGUUGUCUAAUAAUUAACUUGGUGAUCAAUUUGAUGGGACAGAGUUAACCAUAGGUAAAAAAGAAAGGUAAGAUAAUGAGGAGGGGUGCAGCAAUUGGUGUAGGUGGGAUAAAGGCGGGAAUAUAAUUGAUAUCUGUAAACAAUGAUACACCAUUACUUCCAAAAAACGAUUCUGAGCAGAGUUUGGUUGAUAGUGAUGCUUUGUCAACAAUAUAUAUAUAUAUGUGUGAUUUUGUGGUAAAAUAAUUAAAUAAGCUUUUUAUAUUUUCUUAAAUACAAUGUAUUAUCAAUUUACUCAGAUUUCCAACUAUUUUUCCAUGUUUUAUCCGGGUUUUUACAUUAUCUAGAAAAACUUUUGAGAAAAUCAAAAAAUGACCUCCCUAAAGUACCUUGCUAGUAAAGUUUUCUUUUAUAAACAUUGCUGUCAUUAAAUGUUGGAGAAAAAUUGCUGGUAGAAAAGUUGUUCACAGAAAAAAGGCCGUGAUAAAUUUUAACUAAUACCUUCAUUUCUUAUAUUUUCCCAUUCUUUUUGGUUUAUCAAAUUUGAUGAGAAAACCCCUGAGAAAAUUAAAAAAUUACUUUAAUAAAGUAUCUCCUGACCCUAAUUUCCUUUCAUAAAAAAAAAAAAAAAACAUCUUUGUUAAAACAUAAACUCCAAUCAGAAUUUAAAAUAUAAAAUAGUUUUUUGUUAAUAGUUUUUUAUUGGUUUGUAGAUAAAAUAAGAUCAACUAUUCAAUCACAACUUAUUAAAAUUGUUCUAACUCAAUGUGAAAAAUAUUAAAAUACAAAUUAUAAAUGAAACAUAUGCAAAAAAUAUCUCAAAAUGAAAUAGUUACCUCAAAUUAAAUUUAUAAAUCAGUUAUUACAAAUACCUAUUCAUAUUUAAGAUUCAACCAUAAUAUUAUUUAUUCUUUAAGUGGGUAAUAGAAAAUAAGAUAAACAUUUGUAACUUACUGUUAUGAAUGUAGAUUGUACCUUUUAUCAUGAUAUGAUUUCAAAAUCCAAUUUGUAACAUCAAAUAGGAAUAGUGCAGAUGGGUUAUCCAGAUUGCCAGUGGAUAUAGGAAAAGAAUGUGGUGCUGGAGUGUCACAUUUACAUUAUGUGGAUGAAAUGAAGGUUUUAAAUGCAAGUUUAGUUCAGAAAGAGAAUAAUAAUGAUCCAUUAUUAAGUAAAGUGAAGUAUUAUAUAUCAAACGGUUGAUCAGAAAAAGUCAACAAAGAAUUAGAGGUGUUUAGACAUAAACAAGAACUGCUGAGCUUAGAACAAAAUACUAUAUUGUGGGGAUACAGAAUAGUAAUACCAAAGAGCAUACAAAAUAAAAUUCUGGAGAAGUUACACUAUAAUCACUUAGUGGUGGUUAAAAUGAAAUCGAUUGCGAGAGGUCAUUUAUGGUGGUUAGGCAUCGAUAAAGAUAUUGAAAACAUUGCCAGCAAAUAUGAUGAUUGCAAUAAGGUUAGACCCAUGCCAGGAAAAACAAGGGUACAUACAUGGAAGUGACCACAAAAUCCUUGGCAAAGACUCCAUGCAGACUUUUUAGGUCCAUUUAAAGGACAGCUAUUUUUAAUUAUAGAGGAUGCAUACUCAAAAUGGCUAGAAGUAUUUAAAGUGAAAGGAGCUCAAUACUCAAUAGAUAUAUUUAGGAACUUGUUUGCAAGAUAUGGGUAACUUGAAUACCUAGUAAUAGAUAAUUUCUCACCUUUUACUUCUGUAUAUUUCCAACAGUUUUUAAGGGAUAAUGGAAUAGGUCACAGGANACAUACCACAACCAAAUAAAGUCCGGCUAAGUUAUUGUUAGGUAAGAACCUACGUUCUAGAUUUGACAUACUCAAGCCUAAUAUUAGAUUAAGUGUCUCUGAUAAUCAGGAAAAACAAUUGGAGGGUAACAACAGGGUUUUCCCUGUUGAGAGAGUUUGAAAUAAAUGAAAUUGUACUAGUGAGGGAAUAUGCAACAAACACGUGGAUUAGAGGAAAGAUCAAACAAAGAGUAGGUAGUGUAUUGUAUUUAAUCAAACUAGGAAACAGUAUAGUACAUAAGAGGCACAUAGACCAAUUAAUAAAACUGAAGGAUUAGAAUGAAGCUAAAGAUUUAGAUAAAACUGAAAAGACUGAGGAAAUUAAGGAUAUAGUUGAAACUGAGAACGCUGAGGAAGUAAGAUAUCCAAAAAGCAUUAAAAAAACAAUUGUUAAAUUAGAUUUAGAAUAA